Zea mays is the source of this 2251-nucleotide messenger RNA. Its product is annotated as Nuclear transport factor 2 (NTF2) family protein with RNA binding (RRM-RBD-RNP motifs) domain. NCBI's taxonomy places the organism in Eukaryota, Viridiplantae, Streptophyta, Magnoliopsida, Poales, Poaceae. The coding region runs from base 271 to 1911 and encodes 546 amino acids. The transcript has 8 exons. Gene Ontology annotation, molecular function: mRNA binding. The record is from RefSeq and is a predicted model, not a curated record. Gene Ontology annotation, cellular component: cytosol; ribonucleoprotein complex.
GCCCACGGGCCACGGGUAACGGCCCACGGGCCCCUCUAACGCGCGCUUGGCUCGCACGUGCUGCUGCCCCAACCCCCAAGCCCGCUGCCGCCGCCACCAACCUUUCCAUCUCUCGCUAUCUGUUUCCUCUCGCCAGCUUUGCGGGAAAAGACUCCAGAAACAAACCCCGCCGCCCCUCCGCUUCUCUCCCGAGUCCCGACUCCCGAGUCCCGUCUUCUGCCCCGUUCGCUCCCCCUCAUCGCAAAAACCCUAACCCCUCGACCUCUCAAGAUGGCGUCGCCGCCGCCGCCUCCCGCCGCAGCCGCAGCCCCAGCCGCCGCGGCGUCCGGACCGCCGCCGCCGGCGCAAGUGGUGGGCAACGCCUUCGUGCAUCAGUACUACAACAUCCUUCACCAGUCGCCGGAGCUCGUCUACCGCUUCUACCAGGAGUCCAGCCGCCUCGGGCGUCCCUCCGGCACCGGCGACGACGGCAUGGAGACGGUCACCUCCAUGGACGUAAGUUCCUCGCCCACGCCGCCUCUGCUACUCUCCCGCGGCCCAGAUCUGGGCGCCCCCGGGCCUAAUUCUCACCUCAAUGGAGGGGAUUUUGGGGUGGCGUGUGCCUCUGAUUGUGUGUAUGUGCGCGUGCGUCUGGUUCUGCAGGCGAUUAACGACAAGAUCGUGUCCAUGGGCAUCGACCGGGCGGAGAUCAAGGCGGUGGACGCGCAGGAAUCACUCUGUGGCGGCGUCACAGUGCUCGUCAUGGGCCACCUUACGGGGAGGAACAGCGUCAGCCGCGAGUUCGUGCAGUCCUUCUUCCUUGCGCCGCAGGAGAAGGGCUAUUUUGUUCUUAACGACAUAUUGCGCUACGUUGGAGAGGAGGGAGGGGACGAGGGGGGCGAGCAGCAGCCGGCAACGGAGGUCGCUGCUGAUGUGGUCGCUGCUGAUGUGGAGGCCGCCACCCCUGCUUCUAUCCUGGCCAACGGCACUGUCGGAGGGGAUACAGUGACUGUGCCUCAGGAUGCUUCGCCGCAGCCCGAGUGCCAGGUGGCAGAGCCUGCACUUAAUCCGAAGGAGGAAGUUUUGAACAGGGAGGUGGUUUGUAACCCACCAAAUGACGUGAAUCCUAUUGUUGAGGAAACACCGGUUCCUGAGGUCAUAAAUGAAGUGCCGAAUAAUGUAGGAGUGGCUCCACCAAUUUCAUCUCCCUCCGCACCACCGGAGGAGGCACCAAAGAAGUCAUAUGCUUCAAUUGUAAAAGUUAUGAAAGAAUAUCGACCACCAGCACCUGCAGUUCCUUCCAGGCCUGCACCCCCGAAAACAGAGAAGCAAUCCUCUCCUGCCCCCGCUCUGGUCGCUGAUGCUCCAGCUUUCACCCCUAAUCCCCAGAGCGGCAGCUUUCAAGAUCCAGAAGUUGAUGCACAUGCCAUAUAUGUGCGAAGUCUGCCAUUAAAUGCCACACCACAACAACUAGAGGAAGAGUUCAAGAGAUUUGGCGCCAUUAAACAUGAUGGCAUCCAAGUUAGAAGCAAUAAGAUCCAAGGGUUUUGUUAUGGCUUUGUAGAAUUUGAGGAUGCCAGUGCAGUUCAAACUGCAAUAGAGGCUUCUCCUGUUACUAUUGGUGAACGACAAUGUUAUGUUGAAGAGAAAAGAACUACCGGUGGUUCUCGUGGUGGUAGCAGGGGAGGAAGGUUUCCACCAGUUAGAGGUGGUAACUUCCGAGGUGAAGGUAUUAGAGGCCGUGGUACAUAUAAUGGAGGCAGAGGGUACGGAAGGGGCGAGUUCAAUUAUCGAUCUGAUUAUGGAGGCCGAGGUGGCGGCAGGGGUGGCUCAUCGCGUGGUGAUGUCGGCUACCAGCGGGUCGACCACUCUAGUGCAGCCAGCGGUCGUGGUGCCCGGGCACCAUCAGCCGCCACUGCUGUCGCAAAGUGAGUUCUUGGUAGGGUAUGGAUUGUGUUUUAUGGCCACCAUCAUUGUUGACCAAAAGAGUGGUGGGUGUGGUGGAUUCGAGUUCAUGUGAGGACCAUCAACAAAAGACGGGUCAUAAAUUUAUGCUUCCUUGUUUUGUGGCUAGGCAAAGCAGUGGUGAUAUCGGUUACUAACUGUAGAAUAUACGUCUGUUGAGAUGUCCUAGUAUGACUGGCUUCGGCGGGCAGCUGAUUUGUGUUUUGCCUUUUGUUACUUAUUGCCAAAUUUAUAGAGGUUGAUUUGAGGUGCCAACAAUUUAUAGUAUUCUCUGCGCUGCUAAUAUGAGUAAGGCCAUGUCUGUUUC